Molecule: messenger RNA, 897 nt
Organism: Seminavis robusta
Lineage: Eukaryota; Bacillariophyta; Bacillariophyceae; Naviculales; Naviculaceae
Source: the annotation of a GenBank genome assembly
AUGACAGGAGCACAAGAAGACGAAGAAGAAGACGAAGUCCUGUUGCAUCACUUGACAGACGAUGAAAAACGCGUGGUGUUGCGUGGGAAUUGCAACUUUUUGGCCUUGAUGGUGUUGAGUACCAUUGGAUUUAUUCAGUCCAGUACGGCGGCGGGGUAUUGCGAUUUUGCCGAACGACAUGUCCGCUUGGCACAGGGAAUCUCGGCCCAAGAUGCUUGUCAGAGUUUGACAACCGAAGAUUGGAAUGCACGAGUCUGUCAAACAUUCUUGGAUCAGCAUGGCGUUGGAUUCUUUGGUUGGUACUUUACGGUCCCCGUGGACACUCAGUUUUGUACGAGUUACGAACUCUGGAUCAACAAUGUGGGAAUUGUGUCGCCCCAAUUUGACAGUGCCUUUUACGCCGCUCGAGUUUGUUCCGUCUUGGCCGCCAUUUUUGGAUCCUUUGCCUGCUUGACGUGUCUCUUUGCCACUUGCUGUCCUCUGGAUUCCGCGCGUAUCAAAGGAUUGAGUUGUUACUUUACACUCGCCUACAUUUGUCAGACAUUUACCUUUCUCAUUUUUACCAGCAAUAUCUGUCAACCCGGAUUCCUCGCACAGUAUUUGGUAGGAUUGACCAACAACAACAAUACUACGACUACCAACAACGACAACAUUGUGGAGAGCGUCACGUGUUCUCUCGGACGAGGAGGAAACUUGGCCAUUUCGGCGGCCUGUCUCUUUUUUGUCUGCAGCAUACUUGUGAGUUGUUCCCUACCACCGACACCUCUCGUGGGAUAUCAUCCCGUCGGUUCUCCAACACCACCAUCACAAGCGCAACAACAACAAUCGUCACCACAAUCAUCAUCACCACAACAAUCAUCACCCAGUGAACAACAUCCCAAUCAACAAAUGGCAUAA